Phyllopteryx taeniolatus (common seadragon) is the source of this 5402-nucleotide messenger RNA. Its product is annotated as neuronal acetylcholine receptor subunit alpha-7-like. Gene Ontology annotation, cellular component: synapse; postsynaptic membrane; neuron projection. NCBI's taxonomy places the organism in Eukaryota, Metazoa, Chordata, Actinopteri, Syngnathiformes, Syngnathidae. The coding region runs from base 555 to 2198 and encodes 547 amino acids. Gene Ontology annotation, biological process: signal transduction; nervous system process; monoatomic ion transmembrane transport. The record is from RefSeq and is a predicted model, not a curated record. Gene Ontology annotation, molecular function: acetylcholine-gated monoatomic cation-selective channel activity; transmembrane signaling receptor activity. The transcript has 11 exons.
CAGCCAUUUGCAGUAACAACUUCAAUGCUUCAUGUUAACAUUUUGUUUGAUCAAGUAUGACAUUUAGCCAUAGCAGCAAAUUCAAUGACAUAUGUAGGUCUAGUAUCUGUCUAUACUAAAGACAAAUUAGUACGUAUCAGUUUGGACUAGAAUUGAAGUUGUUAAGAAUUUUAGUGUUUGAUAAGAAAUGCAUUAUUCUGCUAAUACGCACCUCUGGAAACACCCAUGGCCUCCAUAUUGGGGGUAGACACAUUGUUCAGUUCCGGUGCUUAUUGAGUGUUUGAAUUGAUAUGUUUGCUUGUCACUGUCCAAAAAUAGUGAAUUACUAUGCGGUGCUCGGCCGCAACAAUACAGGUGGGAGUGACAAAGUUGCAUUUUACCAUUUACCGGCACCAGUUUUGAAUCAAGGGAAGAAGACUGAACAUUUGUCAAGGAAAUGGAGAUGACUUUCACCAAACAGCCAGAUUACCAUUCCAUGCAUUUGUGUUUGCUCUGAACUCUUUGUUGAAGGCUGCCAUGGUGGAGUGUAUCAGAGGAAGUUGUACCGGGACUUGAUGGUAAAUUAUAAUCGGCUGGAACGACCUGUCCAAAACGACUCCGCACCCAUCCUGGUGGAACUGGGUCUCACUUUGCUACAGAUCAUCGAUGUGGAUGAGAAGAACCAAGUUCUGAUCACUAAUGCUUGGCUGCAGCUGUUUAUGUGGACAACAGCGCUGGCCUGUAUUUGGAUCCACACAGGUGGGCACCUUUUCCUGCCUCCGCUGUUCCAGAGAGCACACGAUGCAGCGGCGAACUACAUCAGUGCAACUGACUGGUUAUGGCUGAGGACAGUCACAUCACAACAGCAGUGGACAGAUGUGUACCUUACAUGGAAUGCAGAGAGUUACCCUGGUGUUCAAAACCUGCGAUUCCCUUCCAAUUUGAUAUGGGUGCCAGAUAUUCUCCUCUACAACAGUGCUGAUGAGAGGUUUGAUGCAACUUUCCAUACAAAUGUACUGGUCAAUGCUACAGGUUCCUGCCAGUAUAUCCCACCAGGCAUCUUAAAGAGUACCUGCUACAUCGAUGUGCGCUGGUUCCCAUUUGACGUGCAGAAGUGUGACCUAAAAUUUGGCUCCUGGACGCACAACGGCUGGCUGCUGGAUCUCCAGAUGAUGGACGUGGACAUCUCCAGCUACAUACCCAAUGGCGAGUGGGAUCUCGUCGGUGUGCCAGCUAAGCGGAAUGAGCUCUACUACGACUGUUGCAAAGAGCCAUAUCCUGAUGUGACAUUCACUGUCACCAUGCGCCGUAGGACACUUUACUACGGCCUCAACCUGCUUAUCCCCUGUGUGCUCAUCUCUGGUUUGGCCCUGCUGGUCUUCCUGCUCCCUGCAGACUCCGGGGAGAAGAUCUCACUGGGCAUCACUGUGCUGCUGUCUCUAACUGUGUUCAUGUUGCUGGUGGCAGAGAUAAUGCCUGCUACAUCAGACUCUGUUCCUCUGAUUGCUCAGUACUUUGCCAGCACAAUGAUGAUAGUGGGCUUAUCUGUAGUGGUGACAGUUCUGGUUCUCCAGUUCCACCACCACGACCCCCAAGGAGGGAAGAUGCCCAAAUGGGUUCGAGUGAUCCUUCUCAACUGGUGCGCUUGGUUCCUGCGCAUGAAGAAGCCUGGAGAGGAAAGAAAACCAAGCAGUCAGUCUGGCGUUUGCGUAUCCUACAAGUAUCGCCAUGCCCCUCCUCACCACACCAGCACCAACAGCAUUCAGAUGAGCACCAUACCAGGCCAGGCCUCCACCCAGUCAACUAACACUAAUGGAAACAGUAACCUGUACCUGGGAUAUCAUUCCAUGGGAACAGACAACCCUUCUUUCCCAACCAGCACUGAUCCGAGUGCGCUGAUGUGCGGGAGCGGCAGUGGAGACAGCGACAGAAACCCCACUGGUUCAAGGCCGGGUGACAUCCACUCAGAGCAAACACAGACUUUCCUGCUGGAGCAGCUCCCAGAAAUGUCUCGAAUCCUGGAGGAAGUCCAAUACAUCGCCAGGCGCUUCCGAGAGCAGGAUGAGGACGAGGCCAUCUGCAGCGAGUGGAAGUUUGCAGCGGCGGUGGUGGAUCGCUUAUGCCUGGUGGCCUUCUCGCUGUUCUCCAUCAUCUGCACCUUCACCAUCCUAAUGUCAGCUCCCAAUUUCAUUGAGGCGGUGUCCAAGGACUUCACAUGAAGUGGAUCUUUACGCGAUAAGAGCAAACAGCGGAAAGGUUCAUGUUAAACAUUCAGAAACUGCUCGCCUCCAUGCUUCUAACUGCUGAUGACCAACAAGAUCUUGUUGCACACAUACACUCCAAUUCAGACACUUCCUCCAGUUCCAUUUGUUUACUUGCUGUAAUGUGAAAAUUUUAAAUAGCAGAAUCUUGCUUUUUCUCAAUUUAUUUAACUCCACUAAUACAUAUUUUUACUGCCGCCAUGCACGCUACACUUCUUUGCUGUGAAGCAUUGGAUGCUCUGGUCAUGUUUUGUUUUAUUGUAUCAUAUAUCCUGAAGAAAUCCAGAUCUUAACUUUUUCUACAUAUAAAUAUUUCAUGGUUUAGAUUGAUUUAUCUUUUUGUUGUUGUGUAGAAUACAUUUUGUGAAAAUUUCUCAGAGGUAAUGAAAUUAUUAUGAUUAUAAUAAAGUAAUAAUAAUAGCCAAUUGAGAGUAAAAAGCAUGAUACCAAAUGUGUGUGUGGGGUGGUAUGUAAUAUAUAUUAUAUAUUGCAAUAUUAUAAAUCCGUAUUGGAGCAACAAAUGCUGAGGCUAUUUCAAUGUUUCAAAUAAGCAAAAGAAAUACAGUCGACGACUGAGUCUUCACUCUUUCCGUAGCCUAUUAUUGAACACACCAAGUAACGAGAGUAAGCAAGCAGCCAAUGUUACCAAACUUGCAUUCAUUCAUUAAUUCAUUUUCCAUACCGCUUAUCCUCACCGUACCGCGUGCUGGAGCCUAUCCCGGCUGACUCUGGGCGAGAGGCAGGGUACACCCUGAAAUGGUCAAUUACAGAACUUGCACUCAAUAUUGCAGAAGUAAAACUUAAUAAUAAUGAAUAAAUAAUAAUAAAUGCUGUAAACAGCAAUUCAGGCAGACAGCGAAUGAACCUUGCCGUGCUUUAUCCAGACAUGUUAACACAGAACUGGCAAGUGCCGCGUGCAUAGCAACUGCAUAGGCAUAUCUGGACAUCCAAGUUCAGGUCUAUGCAUUGCCAUCUAUAGAGACUGAGUUGAGAAGUCAGAAGUGCCGUCAAGGGGUUUGGGCGCUGGAAUUUUUUGUUCCACCGUGGCCCUAUCUGUUAUACUCAAGAGGAGCUACUGCCCAUGUCGAACGUUUAACAAGAGCCAAUGGGUAAAGAUAUUUGCACUCCAGAGUGGAUGUUAUGUCACUAAAACAGACAACAGAAAUGAAUGAAACAAAUUUACUCAUCAUUACCAAUAGACUAUUAAUUCUGCUAAUCUAAAAAUAGAUAUACUGUACAUAUAUUUAAAAAUAUGUUUCAUUUACUUAAUGUUUUCAUUAAUUCUUUUGUCUUCAGGGAAAUAAUAUGGUGACAACCAUGCGUGGUAGGGCGAUGCCCUCGCACCCUUUAUUGACCAGCCACCACUGCUUCACUUUCAUAAAUGUGGGAAUGAAAUUGCAUAAAAAUGUACCAAACAGUGAAAUUUAUCUUGCCUGGCUUGGAAGGUCAGCACCCCCUAAACCUCUGUUCCUAGAAUCGCCCGUUUCACAUUGUAAUACCCAGUGAAAGGCAAACACUUCCCAACCUUUGAUACACAUCAUGCAAGAAGGAUUAGCGAUCUUAUGUAACACAUUGGUGUUCAAGCAUCUCACGACUUCUGAAUGUCAUAUUCAUUUAAAUAUUAACUUCUUUCCUGAUGAUCUCAUAGGUCUCUUUUGACUUCAUGGAGAGACGGAACGCAACAAGUGUUUCUUGAUUGAAACAUUGAAUUGAAUUCCUGCUGUUGCAGUUAAUCACUAGAACGCAGUCAAAAGAACCACCACCAGUGAUUACUUAGUGUCGCCGUUAUGACUCAAAAUCUGUAAACGCUUAGAAAAUUCCCAUGCUAGACAAUAAUAGUCAAAUCGGGUGGUUGUUGUUUUCGCCACCAGGCAAAGAGGAAUAAUUAUUUGAUCCACUGCUGAAUUUCUAAGUUUGCUCACCUAAAAAAAAGUACAAAUAAAUAGAGUUUUAUGAUUGUUCAAUGAUUAUGGCAACAGACGAUCAGUCAGCAAUUCAUAACACAAUAUAGAAGUUAUACAAUGUUGUCCAUUUUAUUGAGUGAAAUAAGUAUUUGAGCCGCAAGCAAAACAUUUUAUUGUUCAUAUUUGGUGGAAAUCUUACACUACAUUGCUCUGUUCACUGGCCCUUCAAUGCAUCUUGUACACUAUUCAGAAAAACAGCCCCAAAACAUAAUGUCUCCACUUUAUGCUUACUGUUGGCAUUGUGUUCUUUGGGCCAUACAAAUAUUUCUUUCAUCCUGCAAACACGGCAGGUCGAGGUGAUGGAAAAUAGCUCAACUUUGGUUUCAUCUGACCACAGUGCUUUGCCAAAUGUCUUUAGAUUAUUAAGAAGUUCCUGCAGUCUACUUUGAGGCUGCUUCCUUCCCUUUCUCAUGCCCAUCCUCACUCCACAAGGCCAGAUCUUGCAGGGAGCUCUAGACUGAAGGCAAUUCAUGUCCUCUACUUUCCAAUAAUGGCGCCAAUAUUUUGCUAAUGGUUUUAUAACCCAUUCCAGCCUUGUGCAGGUCUACAAUGUUGUCCCUAAUAUCUUUUGAGAGCUCAUUAUUCUGGCAUAAAGUGAGCAAAGUUACCAAUUCAGCAGGGGAUCAAAUCAUUAUUUCCCCCACUGUAUCUUAGGUUUGUUAAAAAAAAAAAAAAGAUUGCAUAAAUUGCUAGAGACAUUAAAUAGGUUCACCUGCAAAGUUUAAUGUGAUUUGGUAAAACAGCUGCAUCACACAUUCUGCUUUUACAAGUAAUAAUUUGAAAAUAUGUUCAUUACUGUAUUGGGUCUGCGGUGGUCUCGAACUACAUUACAUCAUAGUGAGGAUGCGGCACACAAGUUGCAUAAUUAGUGAUGGAACAAAGGGAGAAAAGAAUGCUGCUGUAUUCUUCUUUCAGUGUUCAGUUACCAUGUCACUGUGUGUGACAAAUGCAGAUGUAGAAUUUUGAAAAGAGGUGUGAAAAAUGAUUUCGGAAUUCAGCAGACAAAGUGGAAAAGACAGUGACUCAAGCAGUUUUUGUUGGUAUGGACACGUGAAAACAGUCUGAGGAGAGUGGGACACUAUGCUUUGGUCAUAACGAGUGUGUUUUACUUUGUGGUCUGCUCAUUGUGGUUUAAUCUCCUUUAAAGGAUACGCAUAAAUUCUCACUGUCUGAGAAAAAUAAAGAAAUGUUCAACCUG